This is a messenger RNA of Pyricularia pennisetigena, 567 nucleotides long. RefSeq lists its product as uncharacterized. Gene Ontology annotation, biological process: fatty acid biosynthetic process. The coding region runs from base 1 to 567 and encodes 188 amino acids. Lineage: Eukaryota; Fungi; Ascomycota; Sordariomycetes; Magnaporthales; Pyriculariaceae. The transcript has 2 exons. The record is from RefSeq and is a predicted model, not a curated record. Gene Ontology annotation, molecular function: magnesium ion binding; holo-[acyl-carrier-protein] synthase activity.
AUGCCCGGCCCGGCAGCUGCUGCAGCUACGAUGCUGCGGCGGCAGUUCCGCUUCCCCCUGUCGCUGGGAACAGACAUCUGCAACAUCCCUAGGAUCCGUAGGAUCCUCGACGGGCCGCAGCGCGAUCGAUUCAUCCGACGCGUCCUCUUACCAGAAGAGCGAGGCCGUGUGUACAACUACCUGAACACCACCACCCCGGGCCAGGCUCCAUCGCAAGCCGCGGCGAAGGGCUCGGACGUGGAGCUCGGACGCCGAAAGGCCGCCGAGUUCAUGGCUGGCCGAUUUGCCGCCAAAGAAGCCGUCAUCAAGGCGCACCCUCACCUGCGCAUCUCGUUUGAAGACAUCACCAUCGUGUCCAGGCAGCCGGACCACCAUCCCAGGGGCGUGGGAGAUGCGGCCGUGGUGAACGCCUCCGGCGGAGGGCCGCCCGUGGCUCUGAUCCGCCACGCCGAGGACGGGCGCGAGGUCGUGCAGGAGGCCCUGCUCAGCAUCAGCCACGACGCCGACUACUCGACCGCCGUCUGCAUGGGCAUGACGGCCGGGGGGUGGAUAGGGGGGGAAAACUGA